AUCCGCAACUUCAAUCCCGCACCACUCGAGCAUCAUCAUCAUCAUCAUCAUGCAACGUAUCACCUCCAACAUAGAAAAUGGGAAACUCGUCGCAAAGCUCAGCUGUGGCAAUUGCCAACGCCGAAAAAGAAAAUGCGACAAAGAGAGUCCAUGCUCUGCAUGUCAGCAAGCAGGCCUCAUCUGCACUCCGAUAACGAGAGCUCGACUUCCGAGAGGCCGCCAUGUAGCUCAGCGCGACGGAGAUCUUCGACAAAGAGUUGCCAGAUUGGAGAAAUUGUUAUCUCAAAGGAUCGAGGAAAUGUCGGUCGGUCUCACGCCUCCGGAAGACGACACAAUUGGCAAGGCAUCGGAACCGGCGUGGUCGUCCAUCAAUGAGGAAGUCGUCGGAAUUCGAGAGCUCUUAGAUGAUUUGGUUGAUGAUGAACUUAAUCAGCCGAAACCAGACGUAACCGAAGGAAUCCAAUCUCGGACCUUCGAUAUUUUGAUGCAUGGCGAUGCUUCAUGUUUUGUGCAAGCUCAUAUACUCGAAUCACCGCCCAGGAACGUCGUCUCUGCAUUGCUUGAUGUUUAUCUAUCUCGAAUUGAUCCAAUCUUCAAAGUUUGUCACGGACCUUCUCUGAGAACAAUGUUGCUGCGGGCAGGGCCUUUGAAUUUAGCACAAGAAGCGCUCAAAUUUUCUGUCUUCUUCACUGCUGUGAAUAGUCUUUCAGUGUCUGAAUGCUCUCAGCUCCUUGGGUCAAGCAAAGAUGAGUUAAACAACAGACUCAAGCUAGCUGCUGAAGUCAUGUUAUCAAGGUCUGGGCUACUUACUACCACCAAUUUGACAGUCUUACAAGCGUUUGUCGUCUACUUGGCUGGAUUUCGAGUUUUCAAAGGACCUCGAGCUGUCUGUGUCAUUGUGGGAACUGCUGUUCGUAUUGGACAAUUUCUUGGCCUGGAUCUUGAGAACAAAAAACAUAGCGUCUUCGAGACAGAAAUGAGACGCCGCAUCUGGUACUCCAUAGGUAUCUUGGACCUUCAAGCGGCCUUUGAUAGUGGCUCAUACUCGGCUCUUGCGAAUGGAGUCCUGCUCAGAAAUACUCCACUUCACAUCAAUGACGAGGACAUCUCGCCCGCUACUGGAACGAUUCCGGCGAGUAGACUCACAUUCUGCGAUAUGACCUUUGCAUGCGCUACUCAUGAAAUGUUACGUCAGAUGCGGAGGAUGAUAUAUACUCCCCUCGAUUCAGAUGGAACUCCGAUUCCAACUUUACAAAAAGACUGGACUCGACGAUAUGCCAUCGUGGAAGAUUGUGCGAAUUCUCUGAACGAGAAAUUCGUCAUAUACUGCAACCUCAAUGACCCAUUUCAGCUUUUCACCAAAAUCGUCUGCGAAGCGAUGGUCGUCAAUCUUCGACUCCAAGUACGUCGCCCGAUGUAUCGAUUCUACAGUACCAAGCCUCCACCAAAUGAGGAUCUCAACAUCCUGCAAGUCGCCACGGAGGUGUUGGAGCAAACAGUACGCAAAACUGAAACAAAUGAAUUCAGAGCCUGGGAGUGGUUUGCUUGGAAUAAGUGGUACGCUCUAGCGAUUGUCCUUGCUGAGCUCUGUGAGCAUACCGAGGGUUCACUUAUCGAAAGAGCUUGGAUGGUUGCCGAAGCCAGCUUUGCUAAAUACAAGACCACAAUUCAUGACCCUGUUCUAUGGAAUUCGCUUGAAAAGUUGAUGAGUAAAGCUCAAUCAGCGCGAACACUCAAGAGCGGGAAGGUAGUCGGAACAGAAUUAUGA
This is a messenger RNA of Mollisia scopiformis, 1768 nucleotides long. RefSeq lists its product as uncharacterized. Bases 50 to 1768 code for a protein of 572 amino acids. The transcript is spliced from 3 exons. Lineage: Eukaryota; Fungi; Ascomycota; Leotiomycetes; Helotiales; Mollisiaceae. Gene Ontology annotation, molecular function: DNA-binding transcription factor activity, RNA polymerase II-specific; DNA binding; zinc ion binding. Gene Ontology annotation, biological process: DNA-templated transcription; regulation of DNA-templated transcription. The record is from RefSeq and is a predicted model, not a curated record.